ACUAUUGACUAUAGUGUUUAAAAAUUCAAGUGAUUACAUAUUAAUACACCAAUGUCAUUAUCAAAAAUUACUCUUUUCGCAUUAGCAACACUAGCCGUAAUUUCAACACUUGUUGCGAAACUUCAAAAUAUUGUUAAUGUUGAUAAUGAACUUGAAUAUGAUGAUAUUAAACGUGAAUUUCAAGAUGAUUUAUAUCCAGAUUCUCGACGUCACCAUUUGAUGUGGUUUUUACAAAUAUCUGAUCUUCAUUUAAGUAUUUUUCAAGAUCAAAGUCGUGGCUCUGAUUUGAAGAAAUUUUGUACUGAAACUGUGUCUGUAAUACAACCUUCAGUUGUUCUUGCAACAGGCGAUUUAGUUGAUGCAAGGACUCAUGAUAUGUUAGGUUCACGUCAGUAUAUUGAAGAAUGGCGAAUGUAUCAACAAACUUUAUAUGAAACUGGUGUAACUGUUAAUACUACAUGGCUGGAUAUUAGAGGCAAUCAUGAUAAUUUUAAUGUCCUGUCUUUGGAUGAUAAAAAUGAUCUUUUUAGGAAAUUCUCUGCCCAAGGUAAUAAGUAUAGAAGAUCAUACAGUUAUACACUGCAUCAUGACACUGAAGUCUAUGAUUUUAUUGGAAUUGAUGCAUGUAUGAAUCCUGGACCAAAGCGACCUUUUAAUUUUCUGGGAGUUAUUCAAAAGGAUGAAUAUGCACAUAUACAGAAGCUAGCAAGUGAAGCAAAAGGAAAUAUGACUAUUUGGUUUGGACAUUACCCAACUUCCACUAUUGUGGCUCCCAAUCCAGGUGUUAGGGAACUCAUGAGAUCAAGAGGUCCUUACCUUUGUGGUCAUCUUCAUACACUUGGUGGUAUGGUUCCUGAAAUGUAUACCUUGCAGUCAACAGGAAAUUUGGAAUUGGAAUUAGCAGACUGGAAAGAAAAUAGGAAAUACCGUAUCUGUGCAGUGGACCAUGGGAUUUUCUCAUUCAUAGAUCAUUACUUGGAUGACUGGCCGUUAUUGCUAGUAACUAAUCCUAAAGAUGCACUGAUGGCCAUGCCAACUAUUGAACCUCUGCAUCGGAUUUUAAAGUCUACUCAUAUAAGAGUUCUUAUUUUCUCACCACAUGGAAUUGAAAUAGCUAAAGUAAAAAUUGAUGAUGGUAGCUGGAGUGAAUUGAAAUCCUUUGAUCCUCCUCUGUUUGUUGCAAAAUGGGAACCUUUGAAGUACAUGGAAGGCUUACAUAAAAUGACACUCUAUGCCAAAGAUAAAAAUGGUAAUGAAAAAACUGUCAACCAUCAUUUUUCACUGGAUGGAACAAGAUCCAAAUUUCCUCUUGGUGCUAGGCUAGUACUUAUGGGUCACAUAUCAGCGGGGCAGGCCAUAUUCGGUGUCACUUUAUUAUUGACACUUUUACCCUUAUGUGUUCUUAGGAUCUGUUUGUGUUUUGGAAAAGGAGACAUAAUCAAAGCAAAAUCUGAGCAUAAUGUUUUCCGAAGAUUGGUUUUCAAGUUAAGUCUUUUGGCUAGUGUAGAGUAUGUGUUUUGGCCUGUGGUUAUAGGGGCUUUAUAUAUGGCUAUAGGCCCGUGGUUUUUUGGCUACAUUAUUGAUGGCCAUAUUGGAGUAUGUUUUGUUUGGGGUAUUUUUCUUGCAGGAACAUUUCUUCCAGGUGGAUUAACAUUCUUUGCAGGAACUGCAUAUCUUCUUUCAUUUUAUAUACCAUUUAUUCUGUGCCUUUCACAUUGUCUGUACCACCACUACAAAAGCACGAUAGAUGGAAGACCUAAGCCGUGUAGUUUUUUCUUUUAUAUGUGCCGUCACUUUUUUAUGUUGUUAUUUAUCUCAUGGCAGACACUUUGUGCCAUAGUUUAUUAUUAUUCAUAUGGCACACUGGCUUUAUUUUUUGGAUUUACACACUCUUGGUCAAUUGUGAUGGCAGUAGUUAUGUGGCGGAUUGUGGUCACUCUGCCUGAGUCUAAAUUAUAUGGUAUAAGUCAUUCUAAUCCAAGGCAAAUUGUUGGCACACCAUUACUUACAAGUGAACGUGGCAGCAAUAAAAGAGAUUUGCCACUUGAAGAUCCUACAAGUCCCAGCUGAUUUAUAAUUUGUUAAUAUUUAUUAUUUAUAAAUAUUAAUCACAUUCCCUUAGCAUCUUUCUAAAUUCUAUAUUAUAAUUUUUUUAACAUUCAAUUAUUGAUUUUAUUUUGAUUUUAAUUUAAUAACCUACAUAUCUAUUUUUUUUUUUUUUUUUUUUUUUUUUUUAAAUAUUCUGGUGAGAUAAAGACUGAUGGGAAUGUGAGUAGGUAAUUGCUUGAAAACAUUUUCAGUAUAUGAUGUUUGUUAUUUAUGAAUAAAAUUCAAACAUUCAUUUCUUCCCCCCUUUUUUUUGUAAAUCCAAUUGGUGAAAUCAAUAAAAAAAUUUGGGGAGCAUAUUUAAUUAACUUAUUUUUUAUGUUAAUAAAAUUUUAUGUUUGUGAAAGUUUUUAAAUAUUAAUUAAUGUAUUUGCUUUUAUGCCACCCCAUACCUUUAUAGAAUUUUAUCAUUGGUUUUGUAUUAUGCAAUUGUUUUACUUGUUUUUUUUAGCAACUGUGAUUUUUGUUAGUUAUGUUAUGCUUUAUUUAAAUUAUUCUAUCUUUCUCUAUAUGUGUAUACAUGAAGAUACUUAAUUAGAACUGAUGUAUGUUUGUAUAUAAUUGGCAUUGGAGGCAGAUGCACAAUUAUGUAAUAGCAUAUUUUAUAUCUUAUACAGGUAUAAUUCUCUUUGUAAUUUAUCUAUACAAUUUGAUUUAAUAAUGGCAUUCACUGGUACCUGUUCCAAACUUAGUCUGGCAGAAUUUAUAAAUAACUUUUCCCUGUUACUCUUGUUCAUCAAUCAUCUGAGUUAUUCUGUAAGCUAGAAAAUCAUUUACUAAGAUAUAAUUGUUUUCAUAUGUAUAUAUGUAAAUAUAUAUUGUAACAAAAAGGUAUAUAAAUUCUGAAUAGAUGAGCAAGAAUAUUGUUGAAAAUAUGUGUAGAUUUGUAUAAUGUAUAGAGGAACAAUUAGUCUGUGAAAUUAUUUUAUGAUAAAAUGCUUAAUGAAAGUGAUAAAAUACAUUAAAGGAAUGAUUAUAAAGGGCACUAAAAUAUUCAAAAAUUUUAAUUUUUAAGGUGAUAUUCAAAAAGUUUAAAAGCCAAUUUAUAGUUUUAAUUUCACAGUAUAGAAAUUAACUAUUAUAUGAAUUGUCUGUAUUAAAUGUCUAUGUCCUGCAAAUGUUUCUUGAUACUUCAAGAUUAAUACUUCUUUAUACUACAUCUUUGCAUAACAAUCAAAAAUAAAUUUUAUUAACCCCUUAACUGCCGCGGGCGUAUAUAUACGCCUUGCUCAGCCGAUGCGUUAACUUUGCGAAUAAUUUUAGGUGUAGCAGCGCAAAGCAAAUGAUAGCAGUUUGGAAGGACGUAUAUAUACGCCUGGGGCAGUUAACGCAUCGGCUGAGCAAGGCGUAUAUAUACGCCCGCGGCAGUUAAGGGGUUAAUUACAUCUUAACUGAGUGUUUGUAUUGUAAUGUUAGGAGUGACACAGGGAAUUUUCUUGUAUAUUAUAAUAAUAUAAUGCACACUUUUAUAUACAAAAUGUUCUAAUUAUUCUUUAUGUCUCAAAUUACUACUUAUUGGUAAUACUAUGCCAAAAAAUAUAAUUUAUUGAAACUAAUAUAGCUUCUCAUCUUUCCCUUGAAAACUCGUGAAUUUUUAAAAGUAUAUAAAGGAAACAGUUUCUUAAACAAUUGAUUAUUCUCAGAAUCUUAGAAAAAUAUGUAACAAUGGAUUGUGUAAUUAAUAUGAUGUUUCUCUGAGGGUUAUCAUUAAAAUAGCCUAUAGAAACAUGCUCAAGAUAUACCAUCCAAUAAAUGCCGCACAGUAUUUAAAGCUUUUUUUAUUCACCAUUUUAAAACUUAUCAAAUUUAUUUCUUUUCUAUUAAUUUUUGUAUUUCUUAUUCCUAAUGAAAAUGGAAAAUUUUGAUUAAAUUUUAUAUGUCUGAAAUUUAUUUCAUCAGAAUGGGAAAAAUGCAGCUGUCUUUUUUGAAAAAAGUUUGCUAUUUAUUAUCUCACAACACUAGGAAAUAUAUUUUCAAAUGAAGGUUUCUCUGAUUAUUUACUUUUUACUUUUCCUAAAUUAAUUAUAGAUACAAUAAAACUUCAAUUAUCUGGAUCACUUUCUCUUUUUUUUAAAGGCAAAAUAAAAUUAAAAUUAUUAUGUGUGUUUAUUUUUUUCAUUGAUUUAGGUGAUAUAAAAUAUGUUUUAAAAUUCUGUUAAAUUAUUUUAAAUCAUAGCCUAUUGCCAUUGAUAGGCUUUAUAUUUGAUAAAUAUAUAUAUAAUCUAUAAAUCCUAAAACAGUUAAUGUAUUUCACACAGAUAUAUUAUUCUUUAUUUACUUCACAGUCAUUGCUACAUGCAUAAUUUUAUUAUUUUAUGCCAGUGGAAGUUAAUGACCGUGUUUAAUUUUAAUUGAAUAGAAGUAACUUAUGUGUUUCCCCCUCCCUUACAACUAAAAUUAAAUUUUUAUUUAACUUUAAUGUACUAAAAAUAAGCACAAGAUUGCAUACUAAAUUUUAAAUCCUGUAUAAAUAAAAAUUGAAUUUAUUACUUUAUUUACUCUUUUUUUAAACACUAUAUGCUUUCCUUCAGAUAAAAUAUGAUUAGGAAAAGUAGACUUCUUUCAUAUCGGUUACAGUAAAUACAUAGUAUUUGGCCUACAGAAAACAAAAUUAUUCAAUUAUCUAGAUUUCUUAAAUAUAUUAGUGAGCUAUGGCCGUGUUUAGUUUGGAUAUUCGAAGUUCAUUUCUGUAAUUUACUUAGCAAUAUAAAAAUAAUUAAAAAUAUUAAUAACGAGGUAUUUUUUAUAUUCUUAACAUAAAAUGGCAUUAUUAAACUUAAAUUGAAAAAACGUUAUGUAUUUUGAAACACUGUAUAUGUACGAGUCAUGUAAAAUGAAUGGUAAAAUUACAUUUUUUAAAACUCUUUUAUCCAUUUUACCUUUUUUAAAUAUUGGCAAUGUUUAUAUCUAUAAAAUUCUGUAUGUUAUUACUACAUCUAUAAUUAAAAGAAAUAUAUCUGUAGUUUUUCAGUGUCAUGUUACAACAUCAAUAUUUGUAAUACUAUAUAGAUAGAAAUGAAGCUUGCUAAGAUAAGCUUUAAAAUCAAGUAAAAUGCAACUGUAGUUUGGCAUUUAUUUUCAAGGUUUACACGUGUAAAGGUGUAAUGAGUUGAGUUUUUUUACUUUGCUCUCAAAAUUGUUCAUUUGACACUAUUUAUUGUACAAAAUUGAAAGUUAAAGGUAAAAGGAGGAAACAUGUACAUAUAAAAUAAGUUCUGAAAUGCGUUUUGUUAGGUUUAGAGAUAAAAGUUGUUAAUAUUGUGAUGAAUCUCAAAGGCUUCAAAGAAAAUAAGUUUAUAGUUUUAAGGAUUUUUUCAAGUAAUUUUAACAGAAAUUAAAGUAGGGUUUUGAAAUAUAUUAGAGAUUUCUUUUUAAAUAUAAUAUUUAGUUUUGCCUAAUUUGUAAUAAAAAUCCACAAUUUGUUAUGUUUUUUUUUACUUUAUUUUAAUAUAAUUGCAUUUUAUACUAUAUCAAGCUAGCACUAAUGCUAUCUUAUAUACAGAAUUCUGUUAAUUUUAUAAAAUUGUAAUUCAGUUUGAAUCUUAACAAAUUAUUGAAGGAUGAUCAUGCUAUUGUGUAUUAUAUUUAUUGCAUUCAAGCAACCAUAAGUUUCAAACAUUUCAAUACAUAAUUUUAUGGAUUCUUACUAUCGUCAUCAUCAUUAUUACAACAGGUCAUAUGUAAAAAAAUACUCAUUCUAAGGUUAGGUUAAGUUAUUUAAAUAUGACAAAGCAUAUGAGGGCUAUCUGUCUAAGGGGAGGGAUGCUUUCGAGGAGGAAUUUCUGAGAGAAACUGGUUUAUAUUUAUACAUGGGGAGACACACCACAGAAGCCAACCUUACAGCUAUUCUAUUUGCCUGGGAUCGAAAUUCCAGCAUUCAGCAGUGUUGACCAUUCGACCUUUGAUAGGAUUGCUCAUUUUAAAAUUAUUGUACCAUUCAAUGUGGAGAUAGUGAUAUUUAUUACCUUCCAAAAUAUCAUGUAUAGCAGAAAAAAACAUGAGGGGGCAUAUGCAAAUAUUAUUUCCCAUGUGAUUAAAGUUUUUAUGCACUUUGUCUGUAUUUUUUUUUAUUCAGGUUUAUUUAUAUAUGUAUGACAAAUGACCUGUUGCAAUAACCAGAAUGCUAUAAUUUUCAUGAAAUUUGAUAAUUUUUAACUAGCUAUCCAUUCAGUUAUUUAUAGUGGUUUAUUUUAAAAUAUUUUAUCAAGUAUUUGAUAAAAUAUUUUUAAAUACUGUAUAUUUAAAUAUACCAUUUUUUGUGAAAAAAUUAAACAAAAUUCAGCUUUGGAAAGAUUGGUGAAAAAUGAUUUCUUUGAAAUAUUUAUUUCAAAUCAUGAAAGGAACUACUAGAAGUUGUAGAUCAACACCUAUGCAUGCCUGAGAGAGAGUUUCAUUGCUACUUUAAGUUAAUUGAGAUAAAUAAAUUUAAUUGCAUCUUCAUUAGAUCAUAUGGCAUUUGAUUUAUCAAUCAAAGAUAAGAAGAUUGAAUUUAAGGAUCUAUUUUCUAAGUUCUGGGUAACUGGGGGGGGGGAAGAAAGAAGUUUGUAUUCCAUGGCAAAAAAAAGCUAUACACAUUCUUUUACCAUUUACUACAACAUAUAUGUGAGAACGAGAUUUCUCUUUUUGCUUACUGUCAAGAAUUUAGAAAUCUUCAUUGAAAAGUCUUGAUCCUAAAUUGCUUGUAGCUCUUUCACUGAUAGACCUAAUUUAAAAACGUUGUGUUAAUGGAAAUAACCCAAGUAUCUCAUCAAAGUUUUAUUAUAUGUAUUAACUGCAACAAAAGAGGAUCACAGAUAUUUAUAUUAAUGCUUAAAAUAAACAUUUAUAUUAAUAAUAAAUAUCUAUAAUUAAUAUAAAAUAAAUAUUUAUAUUAAUGCUUAAAAUAAAAUGCCAUAUGAUCUAAUGAAGAUGCAAGUGGAUUUUGUCAUUAAAUUAUUAAUAUUAGCAUGUUUAUACAUAGUCAGUAUUUCUUUUAUAUAGAAUCUAAUGAAGAUGCAAGUGGAUUUUGUCAUUAAAUUAUUAAUAUUAGCAUAUUUAUACAUAGUCAGUAUUUCUUUUAUAUAGAAUUAAUUUUACUUCAAAUUUUUCACACUGUAAUUUUGUGAAAUAGGUGUUCUAAAAAUUUAAUCCAUGUUUCACUUCAGACAAUCUGACAAUUUAUUUUGUUGAUGCAAUAUAAAAACUGUGUCAAAUAUCAAUCACUGAGGGCAUAUGAAUUAGGUAUUUUCAUUCCAUUUGUUUCAUUAUUUCAUGCUAACAACCGCAUAAGAAAAUUUAUCUGAAAUGAAUGUCUAGCUGGAAUAUUUAUAUAUUAUAUAUGCAUAAACAUUCCAUGCAAAAAUAUUUGAAAGAAAGAUGUUAUUAAUUGAAUCCUUAUUAUAAUACAAGGAAUUUAUCAUGUUAAUAGAAAAUGCUACUUUAUAGUGUAUCAUGAAAAUAUUUAUUCUCGUGAGAUAUGCCCCGAAAGUGUUUAGCUUGUAAGAUGUGUCAUGACGGGAAUUGGAUAUUAAUUGUCAGAUGAAUGUGGAUUUAAUAACAUUUUAUGGACAUUUAUCAUAAAAAUUUGAAAUGUUACAAUGGAGUUUCUGCAUAGAUCUUAUUAUCAGUUAUUAUCUGUUAGAGAUGGUAUAAAAAUAAAUUCACAUUCAUAUACUUGUAGAUUCUAAAGAAGCAUAAUAUGGAAAUUGUUGUAAUAUAAAA
Messenger RNA from Stegodyphus dumicola, 7806 nucleotides. RefSeq names its product transmembrane protein 62-like. The record is from RefSeq and is a predicted model, not a curated record. Lineage: Eukaryota; Metazoa; Arthropoda; Arachnida; Araneae; Eresidae. Gene Ontology annotation, molecular function: hydrolase activity.